AUGCCUCUCGCAAAGGAUUUCCUUCCUCCCUCUCCAGAAGAGGAAAAGAGGAAACACAAGAAAAAGUGCCUGGUACAGAGCCUCAAUUCCUACUUUAUGGAUGUGAAGUGCCCAGGAUGCUAUAAAAUCGCUACGGUCUUUAACCAUGCGCAAACGGUGGUCUUGUGUGUUGCCUGUUCCACUGUCCUCUGUCAGUCUACAGGCAGAAAAGCAAGGCUGACAGAAGGAUACUCCUUCAGGAGGAAGCAGCAUUGA
Mesocricetus auratus (golden hamster) is the source of this 255-nucleotide messenger RNA. Its product is annotated as 40S ribosomal protein S27-like. The transcript has a single exon. Gene Ontology annotation, biological process: ribosomal small subunit assembly; translation. The coding region runs from base 1 to 255 and encodes 84 amino acids. Gene Ontology annotation, cellular component: cytosolic small ribosomal subunit; ribosome. Gene Ontology annotation, molecular function: structural constituent of ribosome; RNA binding. The record is from RefSeq and is a predicted model, not a curated record. NCBI's taxonomy places the organism in Eukaryota, Metazoa, Chordata, Mammalia, Rodentia, Cricetidae.